Molecule: messenger RNA, 2678 nt
Organism: Phyllopteryx taeniolatus (common seadragon)
Lineage: Eukaryota; Metazoa; Chordata; Actinopteri; Syngnathiformes; Syngnathidae
Gene: tmem234
Product: transmembrane protein 234
Exons: 5
Coding region: 266-676 (136 amino acids)
Source: RefSeq, a predicted model, not a curated record
GCUCAACUACGCUGAGAACCGAGAGAGAGCCACCUCGCUCGGGGAACAUUCAAGAAGCUCAAAGUGCAGCGGCUAAAUAUGUCAAAUAAAUCGACGACUUGAAGACUUUAAUCUGUUUCAGAUUACUCAGUCAUUUUUUGGGGAAAAAGUAAUAGUGGUGAAUAGCAUUUUUACAUAGUUCAACACUCGUUUGAAUGAAAAUACGUUUAGCGAACACUUACCAAGGAGUCUUGAACGCAACUCGUCAGCAGGUUGUUAGGUUACGAUGGUGACUCUUGUGGAGGUGCUGAGUCUCCUGCUGGUGUCGGCGUUGUGGGGCUGCACCAACCCUUUCCUCAAGAGAGGCACGGAGGGAAUCGAACAUGUGUCCAAGUCAGGCAAAGUGGCUCAGUUUCUUGCUGAGCUCAAGUUUCUCUUCCUUAAUGUCAAGUACCUCAUCCCGUUUGUCCUGAACCAAUGUGGCUCUUUGGUUUACUAUUACACACUUUCCACUGCAGACCUGUCAUUGGCUGUUCCCGUGUCCAACUCUCUCACCUUCCUGUGGACUGUGCUCACUGGCAAGUUGCUGGGUGAACACUUUGGAGGCAAACAGGCUGUUGCUGGAAUGUUCCUCACUAUGGUUGGCAUCACGUUGUGUAUCAUAAGCUCCAUAGAGGACGCCGGCGCUCAGUCCUGAAGACGUUCCAGUGUUCAUGAACACACUCACAAGAGCAUUUGCUCUUUAUUAUACUGUGGUGCCUUGACUUAGGAGUUUAAUUCGUUCCAUGACCUGCUUGUAGCUCAUAUCUCAACUCAUCUUUCCCCACUGAAAUGAAUAGAAAUCCUGUUAAAUAAUAAUCCGUUCCAGCCCAUUAUAAAACACCAACAAAAUUUUUGGGCACGUUUUUAAUAAGAAAAAUAACACUACAGUAUUGUACUCAACACAGCCUCGAAAAUAAUACAACUUUAAACUGAUAACAUUUAGUGUGUAGUAACACUCCAUAAAGGUGCUUUCCUGGGGUAACAAGAUAACAGCACAAUGCGAGGUCGUGGUUGUAGCUGAUGAGUAUGCGACAAAUGAUUGACAUUAACAUUAGACAGGCCUUCUCACUCUGAUUAGUUGUUUAUCUUCAAGCGCAGUGGUUUCUUGUAUAUCAAAUUAGAGGCACAAAGUGGGGCCAGAGACCAGAUUAUUUUUCACAGAUCAUAUUUGUCAUGUUCUACUGUCAAGUCAUAAUGACUGUUUUAAAUAUGGAAAUGUUUUUUAUUUGUUUUUUUUGGGGGUGGGAGGGUUGCAAAACUCUUAAGUCAGGUUACUUUUAAGUCAAGGUACCACUGUAUAAAUAAGUCGUGUAGCUACCCCUUCCCGGAACAUAAACAUCUAUACACACUGGCACGACCAUGUCAGUUUACUGGGACGCAAAUCAUGACAGCGUCUCCACGAACAUAAGAUCAUCAUCUCAAUUUAUCUGAGAGAUGAAAUGAAGGAAUGCUGUUCACUUUUUAUAUUAAAAAAAAAAAGUGUAAUUGCCCUUUUAAUUCUCCACUUUCCUGUGAGCUAAUGUCGGUCAAAAGGAGGUCACCGGCGGCCCGUUCAUCCAGGUCAUUUACAUUCGAGCGGCGCGUCCGACGGGAACCAUAUUUCUGAGCCUAAGCAAACAAGUGAAGACGUGUCCAAAGAGCAUUACGUCAAGUGUGAGAGGAGCGCGGGUGGGUUCACGCAGGGUUCACUCCCACAACUUGACCAGAUUUAUGGAGCUCCUAUAGAAACGUUCACUUUGUCGCACUUAAACGCCAACGUGAAAGUCAUCUGCUUAAAGGCCUUUACAGGACAUGUGAAAUGAAAGUGUGGGAGCACACCGCUUCGUGUCUGAAAUAUAUUCCUUCUCCUGCACCUUCUUUUCUCCACUGAUGCUUGAAUUUUUUAUGAAAAUAAGACCAGAACCCUAAACAAGAACUUGAGGCACAUGCACUUUAAUUCUUUUGAUGACUUGGAUAUAAAAGUACACACCUCCUGUUCUCGUUGUUUUGUUACAUAAAAAAUGAGACCAAGAUUAAUCAUUUCCAAACUUUUUCCAACAUUAAUGUGGCCUGUAACUUGUACAACUCAACUGAAAAAAAUGUUGUGUUUUCGAGCGAGGAAGUAAAAAUAAACAACUGAGACAAUGUGGUUGCACACCUGUGCACACCCUCUCGCAAUUGGGGAUGUGGUUGUGUUCAGAAUUAACCAAUAACAUUCAAACUCAAGUGAAAUACGAAUCAGCACACAACUGUCGCCAGUUAAAGGGCCUCUGAUUGGUUCAUGGAGAAUGAUGUAAAACUCCCAUUUUCAAUCUGGUAUGGGCUAAAUGGUUCUCAUGACUCAAGCAGUUAAAAGCAACAACAACAACAAAUGGUGUCAAUUGUACAUAAAAUAAUAGUGGGGGUGGGGAGGAAAUAGCGUGGCCUAUUUGUGUUUGUUCAUCUACUUUCAGUGUUAUGGAGAAUGACAAAAUUUUAUACAUCUAGAAUUAGAUCUUGGGACUCAUAAAACUGUCUAAAAAAAACAAAAAACAUUCUGGAUUGUUGGAUUUGUCUGUUUUUAGCUACCUUGUGGUAAUAAUAUUCAGAUGAAGUGAUCAAAAUGUGUAUUGCUGUGUGAAAUAUUGUGUAUCUGCAUCCAAAUAAAUCUCACCAAAAAAUACAAUUUUAAUCAAAUA